AUGGAUGCCACAAUUAUCAUCCACUUCCAGUUGCUUUAUCCAGAGGAGAAGGAAAAGAGUAGUGAAAACGAAAAAUGCACAACAUAUUCUUCUCUCUUAGGUGUAUUCGUAUGGGAUGUUGCUGGCAAGAGAUAUUAUGAUUUCCUUGCUUCUUAUUCUGCUGUUAAUCAAGGCCACUGUCAUCCACGGAUCCUUGAGGCCGCUAUAAAGCAAAUGAAACAACUCAGUCUUACAUCACGAGCGUUCUUCAAUGAUGUUCUUGGAGAGUACGAAGAAUUCCUAACGAAGAAGUUUAAGUACGACAAAGUUUUGCCGAUGAACACAGGUGUGGAAGCAUGCGAAUCAGCAGUAAAACUCGCUCGUCGCUGGGCUUACGACAAAAAGGGUGUUCCCGCCAAUAAGGCUAAGGUGGUUUUUGCUGAAAACAAUUUUUGGGGACGAUCAAUAGCUGCUGUAUCUGCAUCAACAGAUCCAGAAUCCUACGGUGGCUUUGGGCCAUUUGUACCGCUUUUCGAAAAAGUUCCUUACAACGACCUAAAAUCCCUUGAGAAAGCGAUUUCCGAUCCUAACACAGCAGCAUUUAUGGUGGAACCAAUCCAAGGUGAAGCCGGUGUCGUACUGCCAGACGACGGGUAUUUGAAGGUUGUUGUCGUAUUUGACAUAUAGAC
Strongylus vulgaris is the source of this 668-nucleotide messenger RNA. NCBI's taxonomy places the organism in Eukaryota, Metazoa, Nematoda, Chromadorea, Rhabditida, Strongylidae. The record is from the annotation of a GenBank genome assembly.